AUGACAAUAACAUCAACACCUCAAAGUUCGCUGACUGGCGAUGGGGCUGUUUGGGUUAGACAUCGAGAGGUUCUCAAGAUCCAGGCUCUGAUCCAGAAAACCCUCGAUGGUGUGGAAAAAUGGUGCGACAAAUGGGGUUUUACUAUCUCACCUGAGAAAACAAUCGGAGUGGUAUUCAAGCGGAAGGGUAGCAGAAUAUGCAACACACCCAGUCUCAAACUCAAGGGCAAAACGAUCAAAUUUGAGAAAUCAGCUAAGUUCCUCGGGGUUACUUUUGACCAACACCUCACAUGGGCAAAACACAUAGACAGCAUAGUCAUUAGGUGUGAGAAAGACCUCAAUGCAAUAAGAGCUACAUCCGGUAGCUCUUGGGGAGCAAACAGCGAUACUCUCCUGACCCUAUAUAAGACCCUCAUCAGAAGCAAAAUAGACUAUGGGUGUGAAGCAUACCACAGCGCCUCUAAAACGGUUCUAAACCGGCUUGAAACGAUUCAAUAUCGUGCUCUUAAACUGGUUACGGGCGCGGCGGCCCAUACCUCCCACCAGGCCCUACUAGUGGAAACUGGGGAGCUACCACUCGAACUCAGGCGUGAGAAGAUGACAUUGAACUAUUGGAGUCGCUGCUCCAAUCCACUUGUCACUAGACUAUGGAAAGAGGAACUCUACCCCGCAUGCAUGAAAGCAUGGCUCCAAAAGAGACCUGAUACAACUCCAGGCGGGGUCAGAGUCUUACAGCUUAGGCGAGAACACGGAUGCUACGGGGUAGAGCCUCCAACAUGUCAAACGACAGUGCAAUGUCCCCCAUGGGAAUUAAAAUCACCCAAUGUCGAUACCACUCUCACAAAAGAAGUGCCUAAAAGUGAGAACCCAAUGUUGCUACGAAGCAUUGCGCUUAGUAGGAUUGACUCACUUUACGAAGACUCGGCUCACAUAUAUACUGACGGAUCCAAGGAUCCUGUGAGAAAUAGAACCGCCUAUGGUAUCCAGAUAUACACAGCCUCUAACAACCAAACCAUCUCGGUCCGCCUCCCUGACGGACAGUCAGUCUACACAGCGGAGCUAGAAGCCAUACACCAUGCACUAAGGUACAGUGAAAACCUUAGAGAGAAAAGAGUGGUCAUCCUCUCUGACUCUCUCAGUGCACUACAGUCACUGGCAACUAAGCAUUCGAGCAGUAGACCUGACACCAUCCGAGACAUUUUGGUUCUCAUUCAGAAACUAAGAAGGGAGAAUGAGAAAAAGAUAACACUGUGCUGGAUACCAUCUCACAUAGACAUUCCCGGCAAUGAGAGAGCCGACAAACUAAACUGA
Molecule: messenger RNA, 1311 nt
Organism: Haliotis rubra (blacklip abalone)
Lineage: Eukaryota; Metazoa; Mollusca; Gastropoda; Lepetellida; Haliotidae
Exons: 1
Coding region: 1-1311 (436 amino acids)
Molecular function (GO): RNA-DNA hybrid ribonuclease activity; nucleic acid binding
Source: RefSeq, a predicted model, not a curated record